Molecule: messenger RNA, 1327 nt
Organism: Neltuma alba
Lineage: Eukaryota; Viridiplantae; Streptophyta; Magnoliopsida; Fabales; Fabaceae
Product: protein ABHD11
Exons: 5
Coding region: 75-1061 (328 amino acids)
Source: RefSeq, a predicted model, not a curated record
UUUAGGCUGCAGCCGCGCGAGCGCUUCCUUGCUUCUUCGGUCCAAGCUGGCUCGAAAGCCGAAGCCGGAAAGAAAUGGUGGCAGCUCUCAGAAACGGAAGGGCCUCCCAGAUCCUUAGCAGGUUCCUCUAUUCACCGAUUCGUCAUCUCGGGAGCACAAGCUCACUUGAAACCGUAGCCUACGAAGAAGUGAGAGCUUAUCCUGAAAAACCUUACACUUCAACUGCUGUCAUCAUCCAUGGCUUCUUGGGAUCGGGAAGAAAUUGGAGAUCUUUCUCCCGCAGUCUCGUCGCUGCUCUCUCUAAUUCCUCUCCUUCUUCAAAUUGGAGGACGGUGUUAUUGGACAUGAGGAAUCAUGGAAAAUCAGCGGACAGGAAAAUAAAUCCUCCUCAUACUAUGGAUACUGCGGCCAAAGAUUUGGCUGAUUUGGUAAAGGUCGAAGGCUGGCCUUGGCCUGAAGUUGUUGUUGGCCAUUCUAUGGGUGGAAAGGUCGUUAUGCAAUUUGCUGAGAGCUGUAGCCGGGGUGACUAUGGUAAUUCUGCCUCAUUGCCAAAACAGCUCUGGGUUUUGGAUGCUGUUCCUGGAGAAUUGAACCCUGAAAAUAGCCAUGAAGAAGCUCGGGAUGUUUUGCGGACUUUGCAAAGUUUGCCAGCUGAAAUCCCUUCUCGGAAGUGGCUUGUGAGUCAUCUGAUGGGACUAGGUUACUCCAAGUCAUUGUCAGAAUGGAUAGGUACCAAUCUAAAGAAAGCUGGUGACCAUGAGACAUGGGCAUUUGAUCUUGAAGGUGCUAAGGAGAUGUUCGAUUCUUAUUGGGAGAAGUCCUACUGGGGUCUAUUGGAGAACACCCCUAAUGGUAUGGAGAUAGUGAUUGUGCGCGCCGAAAAUAGCGACAGAUGGAACCGAGACGCGAUUGAGAAAAUUCAAAAAUGUGCUAGGCGAGGAGAAACUGAUUCGCGGGGAAAGGUUUCGCUUUGCGUUCUUCCAAAUGCAGGCCAUUGGGUUCAUGUGGACAACCCGAAGGGACUGCUUGAGAUUGUGGCUCCAAAAAUAGCAUCUCUUUAACCAUUUUUUGAAGACAUUAGGUAAGCAAACAUUGGAAAUUUUGCGUCCAAGAGGAAACUAUUAACGCCGAUGAUGAGAUUGUUCGGGCUCAUCGGUUACAAUCACUUCGUUGCCAAUAAAUGGGGUUGUAUGAAGUGUUUGUGGGCAACUUGUUUAAGUGGAAACUAUUUGUUUCUGUGUAAUAAACGUGGAAUUUUAAUGUUGAUUUGAAGUAUUGGAGGGAACCUUUUAUUUAAUAUAAUAGUGUUAUUUAUUUUCAAAUCAAA